CCUCGCUGCACUGCAUUGACGCUCGCUGUCAAUGCUCGGCAGGCGAUAGAUCACUUGACUCUUGGGAGCGAUACCUGCCCCGAGAAAUCUGCUGAAGUAUUAAAGCCAUUCCGUCCCCACUCACUCGCACAGCAGAUCAUAUACCACUCACCACACGCCAAGAUGGCUUCCACAAGCAGAACAUUAACCAGAGCUCUUCGCUCACCACCCCCGACCCAAGCGUUUCGAUCCUCUGCCUCGAAGCGCAGCGCCCAGCUUUUCCAGCAACAAGCCCGACGUGGCUACUCGAGCGAGGCCCCGAAGGCUGCGAGCAAUUGGUACAUCUGGGGAGCAGGAGGAGUAGCAUUGGGAGUUGGAGGAUACUUUGCCGUCCGUGGUACCAAGCAGAGCUCAGAUGCCAAGUCGGAGACUGUCUUCACACCUACAAAAGAUGACUACCAGAAAGUCUACGAUGCGAUAGCGGCAAAGAUCAUUGAGGAGGAUGACUAUGACGAUGGCUCAUACGGUCCUGUCCUCCUCCGACUAGGCUGGCACGCAAGUGGCACCUACGACGCAGCGACUGGUACAGGAGGCUCCAACGGCGCCACAAUGCGUUUCGCACCCGAACGAGACCACGGAGCCAACGCUGGUCUCACUGUGGCCCAGAAGUUCCUCGAGCCCAUCAAGCAGCAAUUCCCCUGGAUCACCUACUCCGAUCUCUGGACCCUUGCCGCAGCCUGUGCUAUUCAAGAAAUGGGAGGUCCUGACAUCCCAUGGCGUCCAGGCCGCGCCGACCGCGAUGUAUCCUUCUGCACACCCGAUGGUCGCCUUCCCGACGCCUCCAAAGAACACAACCACCUCCGCGCCAUCUUCGGCCGCAUGGGCUUCAAUGACCAAGAAAUCGUCGCUCUGUCUGGCGCUCACGCUCUCGGACGCUGCCACACUGACCGCUCUGGCUUCGACGGUCCUUGGACAUUCUCACCUACCACAUUGACGAACGACUACUUCAAGUUGCUCUUCGAUGAGAAGUGGCAGUGGAAGAAGUGGAAUGGGCCGAAGCAGUAUGAAGACAAGAAGACCAAGAGCUUGAUGAUGUUGCCUACAGAUUUGGCGAUAAUCAAGGAUAAGGAGUUCCGGAAGUACGCAGAAGUUUAUGCUAAGGAUCAGGAGGCUUUCUUUAGGGACUUCCAAAAAGUCGUGGUGAAGUUAUUUGAACUUGGAGUGCCGUUUGUCAGUGGAGAGGAUGCCAGGAUAACUUUCAAGAGGACAGAGUAAUGCGGGAAAGAAGGGUUUGUGUUUUGGCGUCUGCCGCUGGGAUGAAAUCACCAUCUGGGGAGCAAAUGACAGUGUGUGCUGGAGUGUGUACCUUCGAAUCGAUUAUGAUACCAAUACUAGCAUAGAAUAGCGCUGCUAGAGCAAUAGAAUUUCUGAAGAUUGCAACUUUGCAUCAAGC
This is a messenger RNA of Cercospora beticola, 1432 nucleotides long. RefSeq names its product peroxidase (gene CCP1). Gene Ontology annotation, biological process: response to reactive oxygen species; cellular response to oxidative stress; hydrogen peroxide catabolic process. Gene Ontology annotation, molecular function: peroxidase activity; heme binding. The record is from RefSeq and is a predicted model, not a curated record. NCBI's taxonomy places the organism in Eukaryota, Fungi, Ascomycota, Dothideomycetes, Mycosphaerellales, Mycosphaerellaceae.